GAUGCGAAAAAUAUCGAUGCUGAGAAAAAAAUGUGACAACAAAUAAUCGAAUGCGUGGCAGUGCAGUUGGAACAACAGAACUACCAAAUGUUUACAAAGUGCAAGACUGGAUAACCCAUCAAGCAGAAUUAUUCACGCCGAAUACAGGUAACAAGUCAUCAUUCUGUGGACUUUAUCCUGUGCUCUAGCCGAUGUCCUCGACCAAUCAGACAGCUAGGAUGGGUUCUUUGCUAAGGCACGUCACAUUCAAGACUGCAGCCCUGGGCUUCACAUCACUCUUUAUAGCAGCCAUCAUCUUCAUGUACUACCCAUCAGAGAAGUUGGACCAACGAGCUUCAUUGAGUAAAAUAUCUGCCAAGAAUCAAGAUACGGCUGAAGAUCUAGUAAAAGGAGCAAAAGCAGUAGUAGAGGGGCAAGCAGAAACAACUCAGGUGUGUAAACGGAUCGACUUGGAAGCAAACAUGAACUGGGACGAGCUGAAGAGUGAAGCAAUGAACAAUGUCAAAUUAGUGCAGAAGAAAGGCUUCUUGGAGGAAAUUGACAAUGCGGUUAUCUAUUACAGAGAGGUUCUCCCAGCCACAGAGCCUAAAGGCACCCUUCUAUUUCUCCAUGGGAUGAGAUUUAAAUCCUUGACAUGGCAAGACUUGGGUACAUUGAACUAUAUGGCUUGUCAUGGUUACAGAGCCGUCGCUGUAGACCUGCCAGGAUAUGGUGAAUCUAAGAAGGCCGAUGUAAGCAGUGCCACUUUCAUGACGAACUUAAUGAAGACGCUGAACAUGAAACAAGCAGUGAUCAUCAGUCCUUCGAUGAGCGGCAGUUUCUCCAUCCCCUUCCUCAAGGUACAACCAGAAGUCUUCAAAGGCUUCGUCCCAGUGGCUCCUGUUGGUACCAACAAGCUCACCAAUGAGGAAUAUGGUGCCAUUGAGGUACCUACCCUGAUUGUAUAUGGAGAGAAGGAUGAAAGCAUUGGACUGGAAUCGCUAAAGGCACUCAAGAACCUGAAGAACAAUGAGAUUGUCCAGCUGAAAGAAGCCGGUCAUGCUGCCUACAUGGACAAACCGCUCGAAUUUCAUCAUCACCUGUUGACCUUCUGCGAUAAGCUGUAUGCUUGAGAUAGAAUCCCUACACGUCUUCGUCAAACACCCAGUCCUGCUCGUAUGGCUAUUCUUCUUCUCGUAAACUGAUAGAAAUCAAUUGACUUUCAUGACCAGCCACUCCUUGAACUUCUGCAAUAAGCUGUAUACUUAAAGUAGAAUCCCUACACGUCUUCGCCGAACACACAGUUCUGCUCGUAUGGCUAUUCUUCUUCUCGUAAACUGAUAGAAAUCAAUUGAAUUUCAUCACCACUCCUUGAACUUCUGCGAUAAGCGGUAUACUUAAGAUUGAAUCUCUACGCAUGUUUGCGAAACACAGUCCUGCUCGUAUGGCCAUUCUUCUUCUCGUAAACUGAUAGAAAUCAAUUGAAUUUCAUCACCUUUCUUUGAACUUCUGCGAAUUAAGCUGUACGCUUAAGAUAGAAUCCCUACGCGUCCUCGCCAGACACAGUCCUGCUAGCAUGACACUUCUCUUCCCCUUAAACUGAUAGAAAUCAAUUGAAUUUCAUCACCUUUCUUUGAACUUCUGCGAAUUAAGCUGUAGCUUAAGAUAGAAUCCCUACGCGUCUUCGCCAGACACAGUCCUGCUCGUAUGGCCAUUCUUCUUCUCGUAAGCUGAUAGAAAUCAAUUGAAUUUCAUCACCACUCCUUGAAUUUCUGCGAUAAGCUGUGUACUAAAGAUAGAAUCCCUACGCGUCUUCCCAAACACAGUCCUGCUCGUAUGGCACUUCUCUUUCCCCUUAAACUGAUAAAAAUCAAUUCAAUUUCACCAUCACUUUUUUUAUUUUCUGUGAUGAUCUGUGCACUUCAAAAUUUCAUCACCAUUCUUUUAACUGUUACUAUCAUUUACUUCUGCAGUAAUAAUAAUAAUAAUAAUAAUUACAAUGAUAGGGCGCUUUAUACAGGCGUUUCUAAGCGCACAUGUGGUGCUGUCUAACUCAGUAUAAUUAUUUAACAUUUUCAAUAGCUUAAAAGCGACAAAAUAAAAUAAAAUAUUACUAAUAUAAUACAAUUCAGUAAGCUGUAUACUUUGGACAUGAUUUAUUCACCUCACUGGGCUAUCAUAUUUUCCUCUUGAAAUGGUAGAAAACACUUGAAUGUCAUCACUUCUUUGAUUUUCUGCAGUAAUCAGUAUGGUUGUUGCCAAAAUAGUCCUGGUAUUGGGAUUCUCGUAUUCAUCAUUCGAUGUGUUGUCAGCAUGCACCACAGGUUGUUGUAAGGACACUGCUGUAUGCAACUUUGUUUUCUUAUGAUUCUUCUUGGAAUCCAAGAUUUCAUCUAAAUGUAUGUGUAAUUCAUCAUCUUUCUUCUAUGUCAAAAUUCUUUGCUAUCAUGCUUUAGGAAUUUAAGGUGCUUGCUGCACUUUGUUUGAUGAAAGGAAAUUGUAGGUGAGGGUUUUAUACGUAAUGUGAUGUAGACACAGAUUUGUGGAGAUCUGUCCAGCAUAUGAGAUUCAAUCAUUUAAAAACUUGGCACUGUGGGUGCUUUCCUGUAUAUUUUCGUAUAUUUCAAAAUAUUUUAUGCAUUCUUACAUAUAUUAUGAAUUAAUACAUUAAGAUUGAUUUGAAUAUAUUGUGCCGCCAUAUUUAUAUAUAAAGGAAAAUUAAAUUAAAAAUAUUCUUUAUUGUAAAUGUAUUAAAAAUCUGUAUUUUUUGGCUGACUGUUAUUUUUUAAUGUAAUUAAUUAAUUUUUGUUGUAUUUUAAGUUCAUCUAAUCUAAUGUAUGUAUAUUGUCUAUGCCUUUCACUUAACCACAUCACGGUUUAUGGAAUUUUGUUAAAUCAAUAUACUAAACCUAAUUUAUUAUAAUAGUGAGUUAUUGUAUAGCGCUCAUGUCUGUCAGACUUGACACUCCUGGCGCUCCCCAUUAUUACCCUGGCUUUAGCACAGCUGCCAUUACAGCGCUCUAGCAUUUCAAGGAAUUGAUUCCUGACAGGUACCCAUUUACAUCACCUGGGUUGAGUGUGGCAAAUGUAGAUCAAUGUCUUGCCAAAGGACAUUAGUGCCGCGCUGGGACUCGAACCGCGGACCUUGUAAUCGACAGUCCGGUGACAUAUCCACUCGACCACGACACCUCUAUAGAUCGGAAGUUAAUCAAACCAUUAAUUAUUAGAUCUAGAUUUGAAGAAAGUUGUGUUUAGAAGAUGCAUGUAGUACAUUUUCUUAGUACCAGUACGUGUGAUUAGUGAAUGCAGACAUUUAUUUAUAUCAUGUAAUUAACAGAAUUAAAUUUUGUUAAGUGGUAUUGUUUUGUUUUUUAAGAAAUUGGGAGAAACCAAAUUGUUUGUGUCUAAAGGAAUUUGUCAAAGAAAAUUGAAUUUUUAUAUGUAUAUUUUGGAUCAGUAAAUUUACCUUUAUAUUAUUUAAAUUGGUAUAAAAUUUCAAACAUAAAUCAAGAGAUGAAUAUGUGCCUAAUAAAUGAGUUGCAUAUUUGAAUAUUGCCCUUACAGUGAAAGCAUAAAGAUGAUGACGUGUAAAUUCAUGAAUGUGUUGAAAGUUGAGUUCCUUGUCAUUUGGAUUUCUCAAUGAUUGUAACAAUCUUACUUUUUUUCUUCUUUUGUCAUGAAUUAAUCAUGAAAUUGUUAAGACAGACAAAAAUAGUUCAAUAAUAGUAAUAGCUCAAAAUAGCAAUUGAAAUAAGCAACAAAGAUCUUUCAACAGCAUCUUGGCUGGUUCGUUAUUUUUAAGUUUAAUAUUUAGAUUGUCGCUCCUACUAAUCGCUCUAAGAACUCUUUUGAAUGGCAUAAAGUGUACUCUGAUUAGAUGUGCAAGUCCAAAAGUAAUAUGCAUACAAAGUCAUUGUCAUGUGAGAACUGUGGAAAAUGGUCUAAAGCACAGAUGGCCUUGAUGUUUGAAAUGCUCAAACAUGGAACGAUUAAUUUGGGAGUAUAUAAACUUCUGUUUUCAACCCUAGCUUCUGUGUUAAGAUUAUUUAAAUCUCAGAAUACUGUAACAAUAAGAUUAAAUCACAUAAGAUAUUUGAGAGAGUCGGAGUCAAUAUGAUAUUGGAAAAAAUAUCUAUUAUAAAGGCUGAACAUAUUAUUUGACACAAUUGAAUAUCAAAUUGAUCAGAACUUCUAAAUUGUUCAAGAGGAUAGUAUACUGUCAGUUUGAAUAAUAAAUAUUAAUGGAAUAUAACAUCUUUUUCUGUAAAAACAGUUAUACAGUAUAUUCUGCAUAUUUGUUCAAAACUUGUGUGUACAGCUACAAUUAUCACUAUGUCAAGCAUGUAAAUGAAAGUUUAGCAAUACUGUUCUUGAAUAAAGGUACCAGGAUUUUUUAUUCA
Strongylocentrotus purpuratus (purple sea urchin) is the source of this 4379-nucleotide messenger RNA. RefSeq names its product protein ABHD14B (gene abhd14a). NCBI's taxonomy places the organism in Eukaryota, Metazoa, Echinodermata, Echinoidea, Camarodonta, Strongylocentrotidae. Gene Ontology annotation, cellular component: cytoplasm. Bases 192 to 1112 code for a protein of 306 amino acids. The transcript is spliced from 6 exons. The record is from RefSeq and is a predicted model, not a curated record.